Messenger RNA from Myotis brandtii (Brandt's bat), 3059 nucleotides. RefSeq names its product staufen double-stranded RNA binding protein 2 (gene STAU2). Lineage: Eukaryota; Metazoa; Chordata; Mammalia; Chiroptera; Vespertilionidae. The record is from RefSeq and is a predicted model, not a curated record. The transcript is spliced from 16 exons. The coding region runs from base 201 to 2027 and encodes 608 amino acids.
AUUUUCCAGAUUUUGGAGCCGUGAGGGAUCCAGCAGUUGGGUCCAUAUUGCUUUAACAUGCUUCAAAUCAACCAGAUGGAAUUGAUCAUUUUGUGCCAGUCAACAUCACUGAAAAGUAGCGUUCAUAGAGAUUAUCACUGCUAAUAUUUUGGGGUGUAUACUUCUAGAUAUUUUUCUACGCAGCUUCUCUCCAAGAUAAAAUGGCAAAACCCAAAGAGAAAACUCCAAUGUGUCUGGUAAAUGAGUUAGCCCGUUUCAAUAGAGUCCAACCCCAGUAUAAACUUCUGAGAGAAAGAGGGCCCGCUCACGCGAAGAUGUUCUCAGUGCAGCUGAGCCUCGGUGAGCAGACAUGGGAAUCGGAAGGGAGCAGUAUCAAGAAGGCCCAACAGGCUGUUGCUAGUAAAGCUUUGACUGAAUCGACGCUUCCCAAGCCAGUUCAGAAACCGCCCAAAAGCAAUGUUAAUAAUAACCCAGGUAGUAUCACUCCCACGGUGGAGCUGAAUGGGCUUGCCAUGAAGCGGGGAGAGCCUGCCAUCUACAGGCCACUGGAUCCAAAGCCCUUCCCAAAUUACAGAGCUAAUUACAACUUCCGGGGCAUGUACAAUCAGAGGUAUCAUUGCCCGAUGCCUAAGAUCUUUUACGUUCAGCUGACUGUAGGAAACAAUGAGUUUUUUGGGGAAGGGAAGACUCGACAAGCUGCUAGACACAACGCCGCCAUGAAGGCCCUCCAGGCGCUGCAGAACGAGCCCAUUCCCGAGAAGUCCUCUCAGAAUGGCGAAUCCGGAAAAGAAAUGGAUGAUGACAAAGACGCCAAUAAAUCUGAGAUCAGCUUAGUGUUUGAAAUUGCUCUGAAGCGAAAUAUGCCCGUCAGUUUCGAGGUCAUUAAAGAAAGCGGACCACCACAUAUGAAAAGCUUUGUUACUCGGGUGUCCGUGGGAGAGUUCUCUGCAGAAGGCGAGGGAAAUAGCAAAAAGCUCUCCAAGAAGCGCGCUGCGACCACCGUCUUACAGGAGCUUAAGAAACUCCCACCUCUUCCUGUGGUUGAAAAGCCAAAACUAUUUUUUAAAAAACGCCCUAAAACCAUAGUCAAAGCUGGACCAGAAUAUGGUCAAGGAAUGAACCCCAUUAGCCGCCUGGCUCAAAUUCAACAGGCCAAGAAGGAAAAGGAGCCAGACUAUGUUUUGCUUUCGGAGAGAGGAAUGCCGCGACGUCGGGAGUUCGUGAUGCAGGUCAAGGUAGGCAAUGAAGUUGCUACUGGAACAGGACCGAAUAAAAAGAUAGCCAAAAAGAAUGCCGCCGAAGCAAUGCUGUUACAACUCGGUUAUAAAGCAUCCACUAGUCUUCAAGAUCAACUUGACAAGACAGGGGAAAACAAAGGAUGGAGUGGUCCGAAGGCUGGUUUUCCCGAACCAACCAAUAACACUCCAAAAGGAAUUCUUCAUUUGUCUCCUGAUGUUUAUCAAGAGAUGGAAGCCAGCCGCCACAAAGUAAUCUCUGGCAAUACCCUAGGCUAUUUGUCUCCCAAAGAUAUGAACCAACCCUCCAGCUCUUUCUUCAGUAUAUCACCCACCUCGAAUAGUUCAGCCACAAUUGCCAGGGAACUCCUUAUGAAUGGAACAUCUCCUACGGCGGAAGCCAUAGGGUUAAAAGGAAGUCCUCCUACUCCCCCUUGUUCUGCAGUACAACCUUCAAAACAGCUGGAAUAUUUAGCAAGGAUUCAAGGCUUCCAGGUUCACUACUGUGAUAGACAGAGUGGCAGAGAGUGUGUGACCUGCCUGACCUUAGCCCCCGUGCAGAUGACUUUCCAUGCUGGUGGAAGCUCCGUUGAAGCCAGCCAUGACCAGGCAGCUUUAAGUGCCUUGAAACAAUUUUCUGAGCAAGGACUGGAUCCAAUGGAAGGGACAAUGAAUAUUGACAAAAGCUCUCUUGAAAAACAAGGCCCGCAUCUGGGAGAGAAGGCGGACAGUAAGCAGACACACCCCGGCCCCAUCGCUCAGGACUGCAAGAAAUCAAAGCCCGUCAUCUAACAGCUCCCAGAACCACGGCGGCCACCGCAUCCUUAUAAACCUGUCAGCACGCAUGAGGGUGUCUGUGUUCAAGGAAAUGAAUGACUAAUACCCUUAUUUGAGUCUUAUGUGAAGACAACGCUAUUCUAACACACGAGAUAAUAUACGUAGUCCUGUUUAUUCAACUGGGGUGGGGGGUGGGGGCGGGGGAAUAAAACUUUGCGCAUUUCCCUUGGAACUUGAGAUCAGAUCAUAACUCAUGUGUCCAGAGGCAGCAGACAUCCGAUCCUGCUACUGGGGCUUAAAAUAGCAAUGAGUGAACCGUGUUAGAAACAGGUAACGCUUUUCCAUGAUCGGUAGGGAAACUGGGUUUGGUUCCGUUGUUCCGAUUGUUCUCUCGUGGCGCUUGUGUUCCGUUCUCUCCUCUCUCGUUUUCAAUAAUGCUUGACGAUUCACCAGUCUCCCAAUGACGUGCUGUGGAAUGUGAUGGUCGUUGUCUUCAUAUAGAGUCACGCAGUUUCUCUUUCCCUGCAGGUCUUUGUCAUCUUCAUCCUAUAUCCGUGUGAAUAACUUUAAGGCGCACACACUACUCCAAGAUGUAUGCAAACAAACAUGGUUUACAUCGGGUUGGAUAUUUAAUUAAAACUAUGAAAUCACGUUAGGAUCAACUAGUUCCAAUAGACUCCAGGAAUUUAAAAACAAAAAACAGCUCACUUGUGGGUUUUGAGCUCCGUGAUACUUGUAGCCACCAAGGAGGCGUCUUGCCUCGACACACCAUUUCUCUGGGUUCCGUGUCCUGUGGCGGACACCGCGCCCACCCCCAUUCGUGUCCUGUAGCCACUCACUGUUUGCAUCAAGAGUGUUUUUAAUAACUGCCUCUGGACUUGGGACAGUGAGGAGGAUCCGCACCGGUGCUGUCCCCGGCGGGGAAGGGAGAGCCUGAGGGGCGGCCGUCGGAGUCUAGCCAGCUUGUAGCCAGCCACGCUCGGGGCCAGCAUGUCGGGAUCCAGCGUGUAGCAAAUGCAGUAAAAAUUUGGUUGGUUUCUGUGUGAA